AUGUCAAAAGAUAGCGAUUUAAAGGAUUUAAAAUAUCAUAUUGAUUGGUUAGAGAAAUCGAUUGUCAAAGAUCAUAUUAAAUUUUAUAACUACUCGGAUUUCCAAAAUAAAAGUUACAUAGGGAAGGGUUCAUAUGGAAAGGUUUGUCGAAUUAGUUGGAAAAAGAAACAAAUUUUCGCCUUGAAAUCUUUUAAUAAUUCACAAUUCGUCAUUAAGGAAAUCGUGGAAGAGUUGAAACUGCAUCGGAAUGUUAAUUAUCAUGAAAAUCUUAUAUGGCAAUCCUAG
Funneliformis caledonium is the source of this 285-nucleotide messenger RNA. NCBI's taxonomy places the organism in Eukaryota, Fungi, Glomeromycota, Glomeromycetes, Glomerales, Glomeraceae. The record is from the annotation of a GenBank genome assembly.